AUGGCGGCUGGUUCUCUUUCUUCAAGCUUCUCUCUCUACAACUCCGGCUACCAUACGCCUCGUAAUUCACGAGGCGAUGGUAAUAACAAUGCCUCGGUCACGUUCAAUUGCAGAAAGCGUUCUCUCAUCUGUUUCUCAUCCAAGAACAAACCCAGCUUCGUCGACCAAAUUCUUGACUACACAUCCAAGAACAAACCCAGCUUCAUCGACCAAAUUCUUGACUACAUUGAAGGAGGGCCAAAGUUAAGGAAAUGGUAUGGGGCACCUGAUCGCCUCCCAAAAGAUGGGUCUGUUUUGGAAGAAGAUGAUAAAUUUUCAGAAGAAGAUGAAGUUAGGGAUGCGGUUCUAGUAACUGAUGGAGAUAACGAUAUUGGCCAGAUGAUAAUAUUGUCGUUAGUUGUCAAACGAACUCGGGUUAAAGCAUUGGUGAAGGAUAAACGAUCUGCUGUUGAAGCCUUCGGAAGUUACGUUGAGCCAAUGGCUGGAUAUACAAAUGACAGGUCAUUCCAGAAGAAGGCUCUAAGAGGUGUUCGUGCAAUAAUAUGCCCAAAUGAAGGUUUCUUAUCCCAAGUUGAGAGUCUAAAAGGAGUAGAACACGUGAUCGUAUUAUCCCAGUUAUCUGUCUAUAAAGGUACUGGUGGGAUUCAAGCGCUUAUGAAUAGUAAAGCAAGAAAACUGGCAGAGCAAGAUGAAUCAAUUGUAAUGGCUUCAGGAGUUCCUUACACCGUUAUCAAAGCAGGCUUGUUGCAGAAUACUCCUGGCGGGAAGCAAGGUUUUAGUUUUAAACAGGGUAGCGCAACACAGGGACGUCUUAGCAAGGAGGACGCUGCCUUCAUAUGCAUGGAAGUGCUUGAUGUGGUCCCACAAAGAGGACUAGUAUUUGAGGUGGUUAAUGGUGAAGAGAAGGUUUCGGACUGGAAAGAGUGUUUUGCAAUGUUGAUGGAGAAAGCUGAGCAGAAACUUCAAUGAAUUUGUGAAUGUCAAUGAAUAAGGGGUACUAGAAGUUAAUAUUUGUUUUGUUGGUUGCAUGUUCAUCUAUUUUGGGGAGACCGGUGUUCUUUACCCUUGUACAAUGCCCAUCUUUCCAUUGUGACCAUCACGUUUUAAUUUGUGUAUUUACCAUUGACCUUAGAUUAUUGGACCAAUGUGACAAUACUGAUUUGCGAUUGUGAUUGAAAUGUAAUUCUCCUUACCCAUCUCUUUGUAUCCCUAUUCCGAAUGC
Molecule: messenger RNA, 1222 nt
Organism: Rhododendron vialii
Lineage: Eukaryota; Viridiplantae; Streptophyta; Magnoliopsida; Ericales; Ericaceae
Exons: 9
Coding region: 1-969 (322 amino acids)
Cellular component (GO): chloroplast
Source: RefSeq, a predicted model, not a curated record